AGAAUGAUGCAGAUGAUGGUGAACUGUACAUUCCACACACUGUCAACCCCAGGGACAAGUUCAGAUUCUCCGUCUUUUCUUUCUGAACGAUCAGCUUUCAAAACCAUCUAAAAGCACUUUUUCUUUCACUCAAACCGUGGCAACUAUCUCUUUGUACCAGGAGUUUGACCUCUGUUCAACAUGGACACUGACUUCAUUCUGAAGCAAGUUCAACACAUGGGACUGCCCUUAUUCUCAGUGAGAGAGCAAAAUCACUACAGAGCAGAGAAGAUGCUCAUGAGGCAGUUUAUGCUCCUGAAGCAACAGUGUCAAGUUCCUAUUUAUCUAUCUGUGAAGGAAAUGAAGAGCUGGCUAAUGGCUGGAAGAAGCUUCCUGGAUGAGUUUCAGGAAAUAGCAGAAGGGACAGAGGCAAGAAAGCUCCUCAUGGCAGAGCUGGCCUGGACCUCAGCAAGACGCCUAUGUUUAAAUCAGAUGGAGCAAGAGCUCCUGGAGGAACUUGAAGAGGAGAAACGUCUUUCACUGCUGCUCAGGAGGAGGGUCACAUUGGAGGGCCUUCAAAUGUUCCUUUCUAUCUUCUUACCAAAAGCGGAGAAGGAUGUACAGACCUUCCUCCGGCACCUGUCCAACAAGCUGCUGAUUUCUUUUACUGGCUGUCACUCCAGCAGGCGUUCCAAACUAGCUCUGUUCACCAAGCUCCAGCGUACCACUGCGCCUCUGGUGUCAGUGGUGAUGGAAACUGCUCUGAGGUUCCUCCUGGACAAGCCAGAGCCACUUGCUGAGGUCAAGCCUUCCCAGACUUGGGAUCCCACUGUGAGCAUGGACUCCAAUUUGGCCUCUACUCUGGGAAACAGGGCUGAGGCCGCCAGUGCUGAGAUUGGCAAACAGCUGGCUGACACGACAGCUUCUUGCUUCUGCCUGGUUACAUCUUUCACUAAAGCUCAUCUCCUGCAUAUCUGUACACCAGUGGCCCGGAACAUGGUCAAAGCCAUUUACAAAAGAUUUGAUGACCUCUCCAAAUCCUUCCACCUGCUGGACUUUGAUGAAAGCUUCGUCACUGCUGGAGAGAGCAUCGUCUGUGCUGUCCAGGACAUGGACGACAGAGUGCGAGCUGCUGCGUACAGCUGGGCUCUGCAUCAGCUGGUUUCUGUGAGGAACACUGUGACUCCAGAGGUGUGCAGUGUGGCUGCUGCAGAGAGGACUGAUCAAAAUGAGGACAAAGAGAAGAAGCAGGGAGUGCGAGCCUUCUUCAGUCGAAUGUGGAAAAAGAUCAUUCAUGUAUCCACUGAGGAGUGAAUCACACCAGCUGCUCUCUCUACAGUAUAUUCUCAAUACCAUAAAUCAUACUUAUUUGAUAAA
Molecule: messenger RNA, 1356 nt
Organism: Thunnus maccoyii (southern bluefin tuna)
Lineage: Eukaryota; Metazoa; Chordata; Actinopteri; Scombriformes; Scombridae
Exons: 8
Coding region: 181-1293 (370 amino acids)
Source: RefSeq, a predicted model, not a curated record